UAAAGAUCGGUUAGUUUUGUGGAGGAAACGUUCAAGUUUGCACGCACAAUGAUGCGCUGGAUCGUUGUCUUUCAAGUGUUGUGUUGCUGUUGCUGGCUAGUGUGCGGUACUCUGGAUCCUCGUGUUCUUAACAGCCUCACGGAGAUGAUAGACGAAAUGAACGAAAUCGAUUAUGGAAACCCUCAGCUAAGAAAAGUGUACGAUUACGUGAUCGUUGGUGCCGGACCGGCUGGCUGUGUGCUGGCGAAUCGUCUGUCUGAGGAUCCUUCCGUGUCGGUGUUGAUUCUAGAGCUGGGUCGUGGCGAACGACCAGCCUUUGCUGAGCCGCCCAUGCUUGGCCCAAUGCUGAUGGGGUCUGACUACAGUUUCGGGUACGAGACGGAGCGCCAGAAGUACGGUUGCCUCGGGUUAACCGAUCGUAAGUGCAGCUGGACGCAUGGGCGAGGUGUUGGUGGCUCGUCGAUAAUUAACAACAUCAUCUACACGCGUGGCAACAGGCGCGACUUUGACAAUUGGGCCCGUGCCGGUAUGGAGGGUUGGAGUUGGAAGGAUGUAUUGCCGUACUACAAAAAGAUUGAGCAUGCCAAUGUGAAGGAUUUUGAUGAGAAUGGAGCCCACGGGAAGAGUGGCCGAGUGUCGGUGGAGGACUGUCCGUUCAGGUCGGAAGUGGCCAAGGCGUUCGUGGCGAGUGCGGCACAAUCUGGUUAUCCGUACCUGGACUACAAUGCUGGAGACAAUCUAGGCGUUUCGUUUCUGCAGGCACACUCGAAGAGAGGUCAUCGGGUGACGGCUGGAACGGCCUAUCUGAAGGAUGUGCGUCAUCGACCGAAUCUGCAUAUAUCCACGCGAUCGUGGGCAACGCAGAUACUCUUCAAAGAAGACAGCAAGGAAGCUACGGGAGUCCGAUUUACCAAGAACAAACGCUAUCACACGGUGCGUGCUAGACGGGAAGUGAUCCUCUCCGCUGGAGCGUUCGAGACACCGAAGCUUCUCAUGAACUCAGGAAUCGGCCCCGCGGCUCACCUGCAACAGCACGGAAUACGCGUUCUUCAAGAUCUUCCCGUUGGACGGCGAGUGUACGAGCAUGGUGGAGCAUUUGGACCUAUCUUCACAAUGCGCAACGGAUCCCCUGCGGAACAGAACCUGCUCAGUCUAGAACAGGUUCUUACGCUGGAUGAAAUUCUACGCUUUCGCAACGGGACUGGUCCACUAACUUCAAAUUCAAUCGAAAGCCUACUGUACGUGAAGUCCCCUUUCGCCAGCGACCCCGACCCAGACCUACCCGACGUUGAGGUCAUGCAAUCGUUUGUCUCCAUGAGCUUUGAUUCUUCGAUCUCGACGAGUAUUGUGUACCGGUUACCGGAAGCGCUUAAGCGUGACUACUACGGACCGUUGAUGGGUGUGCGGAACUUUAUGUUCUUACCAAUGCUUAUGAAAACGCACACCGUUGGUAGAGUGGAACUGAAAUCACGUAACCCAUUCCAUCAUCCCGUGUUCCAUUAUCAAUACUUUGAGGAUGAGCGCGAUGUUGAAGCGCUUGUGUACUCGAUCAGGGAAGUGUUGAGGAUUGCUGAGGCGGAACCUUUACAGCGGCUGGGCAUUGAGCUUUAUAACCGGCCUGUUCCGGGGUGUGAGGGUUUUGUUUUUAAUUCGGAUGACUACUGGCGGUGUCAUGUGCGUACGCAGACGACGACGUUUCAGCAUCAAGUGUCGACAUGUCGGAUGGGCCCAGUUGGUGAUCCUGAUGCGGUGGUUGAUCCUCGGCUGCGUGUUCGUGGAAUUGGUCGGCUGAGGGUGGCUGAUGUGAGCAUUAUUCCAGAGCCACCGUCCGCACAUACGUGUGCCAUGAGCUAUCUGAUUGGGGAGAAGGCAGCUGAUAUGAUCAAGGAGGAUAAUCAAUGACAUAAUGGGGAGAAGAUGUCUAUGGGUAAUUUAAGAUGCAACUAACUAGCUAAAUAAUAAACUCAAGCAGCUGUCGAAAAACUAGUUGGUAUACUUUCAACAACCUAAAUCGAGCAAUAAAAUAACUGUAAAACAUUAUGACUUUAAGUCAAAUUAUGUAAAGGUAAUUGCAAUAAUAGCUAAUUUUCAGCACUCAAAUCAAUGUGAACGCAAUAUAUUCUAAUCUAUUGUAUUUUUUCAUUUUGAUACAUUAGAUUUCUUUUUGAAUGAUGAAUCUUCAUAGUAUUCCAAAGUUUUUCUGUAGAGCUGCUUAUUGUAAAAAAACAAACUCUUGGAAUCAGGAGGAUCACUAAGCUGACUUUGAAUUACCAUUAUUGGACAACGAGAUGAAUACAAUACUAAGCUUAUAC
Molecule: messenger RNA, 2312 nt
Organism: Anopheles gambiae (African malaria mosquito)
Lineage: Eukaryota; Metazoa; Arthropoda; Insecta; Diptera; Culicidae
Product: glucose dehydrogenase [FAD, quinone]
Exons: 2
Coding region: 49-1902 (617 amino acids)
Molecular function (GO): oxidoreductase activity, acting on CH-OH group of donors; flavin adenine dinucleotide binding
Source: RefSeq, a predicted model, not a curated record